AUGGCAGACGCCUCACCCUCCACCAUCGCCGCCUUCCAAACAGGAAACCACUCGGUGAUAUGUUACUUUUCCGCGGGAAGUAGGGAGGAAUAUCGUGGUGAUGCGGGGGAUUUUCCACAGGAGGCCGUUGGGAAGGUUAUGGCGGGGUGGGAGCAGGAGAGGUGGGUGGAUACGAGGAGUGAGGGGGUUCGGGAGGUGAUGAGGAGGAGGAUUGAGGAGGCUGCUGGGAAGGGGUGUGGGGGUGUUGAUGCUGAUAAUAUCGAUGGGUAUAGUAAUGACUCCGGCUUCGAUCUCACGGCCGAUGACGCGGUGGAUUUUGUACGAUUUCUCGCACACACGACGCAUGAAGCGGGUAUGGCGUUCGGGUUAAAGAAUGGAGGGGAUAUUGUGGAGAGGGUGGUGGAUGUGGUGGAGUGGUGUGUGCAAGAGGAGUGUGUGAGGUAUGGGGAGUGUGGGUUAUAUCGAGCGGUGAUUGAGGCCGGGAAGCCGGUUUUUCAUAUCGAGUAUGUGGAUGGUGGUGGGGAGGGGAAGAGUCAUGAUGAUGGGGAUGAGGAGAAGUUUGUGGAGGAGGCUUGUAAAGGGGAGGGAACGGAGGGCUUUUCUACUUUGGUGAAGAAGUUGAGUUUGGAUGGGUGGACUCGAACUUGUUCCGCUCCCUAG
This is a messenger RNA of Ramularia collo-cygni, 660 nucleotides long. Its product is annotated as related to endo alpha-1,4 polygalactosaminidase precusor. Lineage: Eukaryota; Fungi; Ascomycota; Dothideomycetes; Mycosphaerellales; Mycosphaerellaceae. The coding region runs from base 1 to 660 and encodes 219 amino acids. The record is from RefSeq and is a predicted model, not a curated record. The transcript is spliced from 2 exons.